CAGCCAAACCAGGGCGGUACCCUGGUAUUGCUUGUCACUCACAGUCUCUAAAUUUCUCUCACCGUCUUGCACUAUCGUCGCUCCUACCAAUCUUCGUCCUUAAGCUUCAGCGAUGUAUCUACUUUCUUUUCUUCUGGCUUUACCUCUACUCGCACUUGCCCAGUCAUCAUCACAGAGUGUUCAGCUCUCAACGUUUACCACCGUGGAAGAGACCCUUGGCUCGAAUCGCCAAACUAGCACAAUAACACAGAUCACGGUGGUCACCAUCACUCCCACUCCCACAGGGUCCGCCACAGUUUCUGCCUCUGGCAACUCUUCUUCAACAAUAACUAGCGGUGCCAACAACGGGACCACCACAUCAAUCGCCUCUAGCAAUCUACCCACUGCAGCAUCUACCGUUGCUGGAGCGGAUGGCGGUCCCAACGGUGCCCCCAGUCCAGGAGCAUCAGCAUCAGGUGGGAUAUAUGGCCCUCCGGAUGGCUAUAUUGCAGGCGCACAAGCCUUGCGCAGUGGAAACGCUCUCGGAGCUGUCGUCUUAUUUGUCGGAGGGGCAUUGGUUUUACUUUAAAACGGUUUCAAAGCUGUACACUGUUCGUAUGUUUAUAGACCCGCAUGACGUGACGCUGGCACACUGCCAAACAUACUUAGGAUAUUCCGUUUAGCUCUCUUUAUUGGACAUGGACAAACCAGUUUGCUUUUAGGGUUUGCUAAUGGAACUGUACUUUCGCAUAUAUCUUCGUUCAUUGACACUUUAUUAUAUCUACACCGUCUUGGACCGAGUACAGUACUAGUAUACUGUAAUGAGAUCGGGUCUUUUGACUAAUUCCAUGGGACGAACACUAGUAUAUGGUGCCGAAAUCGAGUUACGUAUACUCUCUCUGCUCACUCCAAUAUUAUGAGCUGGGCCAGGUCGAACAAGUUAUCAUACAUAUGCAUACUUCUUAC
Molecule: messenger RNA, 945 nt
Organism: Suillus subalutaceus
Lineage: Eukaryota; Fungi; Basidiomycota; Agaricomycetes; Boletales; Suillaceae
Exons: 2
Coding region: 113-568 (151 amino acids)
Source: RefSeq, a predicted model, not a curated record